GGCAGCUAAUCGACUUCCUGUGGCCGUGUUAUCAUUUUAUCCAGGUAGCUCAUUAGCGACUGGAUUCUUUGGAACAAAAAUCGAAGUUUUGCUGCUAACGUGUGGGCCUGACCAGAGUAAGCAUCAUGCUGGUCCCCAUAUUCACUCUGAAGCUGAACCACAAGAUUAACCCUCGCAUGGUGACUAUUGGACAGUUUGAUGGGGUUCAUCCAUGCCUUACUGCCGCCACGCAGGCUGGAAAGGUUUUCAUUCACAACCCCCACACCCGUGGCCAGAGACCUGUGGCUCACCGACUGAGCCAGAGUGCCCAAGACUCUGACAUUUCUCUGCUCAACAUCAAUCAGGCAGUCACCUGUUUGACUGCAGGAAGACUGGGACCAAAUACUACUGGGGACACACUGUUGGUGGGAUCCCAGACAAACCUGUUGGCUUAUGAUGUCCAUGACAAUGCUGACACAUUUUACAGAGAGGUGACAGAUGGAGCUAAUGCCAUUGUGUUGGGGAAACUUGGGGACAUCCCCUCUCCUCUUGCUAUCAUUGGAGGGAACUGUGCCUUGCAAGGCUUUGACUAUCAGGGCAAUGACCACUUUUGGACGGUCACUGGAGAUAAUGUCAGGUCUCUGGUGCUCUGUGACUUCACUGGAGAUGGAAAAAACGAGCUCCUGGUGGGGUCUGAGGAUUUUGACAUCAGAGUGUUCAAAGAGGAUGAACUUGUGUCAGAGAUGACUGAGAAUGAGACAGUAACAUCUUUGUGCCAUAUGCACGGCAGCAGGUUUGGUUAUGCUCUGGCUAAUGGCACUGUCGGUGUGUAUGACCGCGCUGCCCGCUACUGGAGAAUCAAGUCCAAGAAUCAUGCAAUGAGCAUCUUUGCAUUUGACUUGAAUGCCGAUGGGGUUGUGGAGCUCAUCACUGGUUGGUCCAAUGGAAAGAUUGACGCUCGCAGCGACCGCACCGGUGAGGUCAUUUUCAAAGACAACUUCUCUUCUUCUGUGGCUGGAGUAGUGGAGGGAGACUACAGGCUGGAUGGACAGAAACAACUCAUCUGCACCUCUACAGAAGGAGAAGUUCGUGGUUAUCUGCCAGCCAGUAAAGACCUAAAAGGGAAUCUCAUGGACACGAGUGCCGAGCAGGACCUUGUUCGAGAGCUCAGCCAGCGCAGACAGAAUCUGCUGCUUGAGCUUCGCAACUACGAGGAGAAUGCCAAGGGUGUGUCAGAGACACACAGUGGGAUGGGAGUCAUACCAGCCAACACUCAGCUCCAGACAGCACUGUCAGUGAAAGCUGCUACAGAGACCCAGAAGGCUCAUGUGGAGCUCAGCAUUUCAACACCAAAUGAGACUGUUAUCCGUGCAGUGCUCAUCUUUGCAGAAGGCAUAUUUGAGGGUGAGAGUCACGUUGUCCACCCCAGUGCUCAAAACCUGUCUGGUUGUGUCAGAGUCCCCAUUGUGCCCCCAAAGGAUAUACCAGUGGAUCUGCACAUCAAAGCCUUUGUUGGAGGGAGAACUAGCACUCAAUUCCAUGUGUUUGAAAUCACUCGUCAGCUGCCUCGUUUCUCCAUGUACGACCUCGCUGUUGACUCGUCGGCUGCACAGCCCACAGGGAGGGUCGCCUUCAGCAUCAACGAUCGACCGCAGAGGGUGGUGAUGUGGCUGAAUCAGAAUUUCCUGCUUCCAGAGGGAGUGGAGAGUCCCGAUGUUACCUUUAGUUCACUAAGAGGUGGGGGGCUGUUGUCCUUCAGCAUGGCCAGCAAUGGACAGAUCACCAUAAGAACUGACGAUAUUGACCUAGCAGGAGAUCUGAUCCAAUCAUUAGCCUCCUUCCUGGCAAUUGAGGACCUGUCAGCAGAAGCGGACUUCCCCACAUAUUUUGAGGAGCUACGCACUACGCUCACUGAGGUGGACGAGUUCCAUUCUGUCCACCAGAAACUAACUGCAGCUAUGGCUGACCACUCCAACUACAUUAGAAACAUGCUGGUGCAAGCAGAGGACGCGCGCCUAAUGGGUGACAUGACAACUAUGAAGAAGCGCUACAGAGAGCUGUAUGAUCUAAACCGGGAUCUAAUCAAUGAGUACAAGAUCCGCUCAAACAACCACAAUGCUCUUCUGGCUUGUCUCAAGUCUGUCAACCAAGCCAUACAGCGAGCCGGCAGGCUUCGAGUGGGUAAGCCCAAGAACCAAGUGAUCUCUGCCUGUCGAGACGCCAUCAAAAGCAAUAACGUCAACGCGCUUUUCAGGAUCAUGAGGGCUGGCACCGCAUCCUCCUGAGAGUGGAAGGAUGAGGGACGCGGGAGCGGACUAGAGAAGUUUACAGUCAGCACGUGUAAUAACUGUAAUGAGACCAGCGAGUACGUUUGGAGCAAGAACAACAGGAGAUAGUCAGAGACACUGAAGCAGCCUUAAUCCACGACUCAGUUUUAAGCAACAUUUGGCACCAGCUUCUUGAAAUUGGAAUUCAGCCAACACAAAUAUAAUGGUGACCUCAGACUUUGUGCAAAAUUGUCAUCCAUGUUAGUCGGGCUGAUUGGAAGGGCUUCAGCUAGUGCACUGAGUUUACCUAAAUCACUAACGUGCGUGAGCAGCCAUUUACUCACUUUAGUCAGAAGUUAAGACAAACAGAAGGACUCAAGUAUGACGCCAAUUUCAUGCAUUUGUGGCGACCUGUCCCAGAAAUUCUGAGAAAACGAGCGUGCCGGUUUCAUUCAGCUGACUGUAAAGUCACCGGUGGCGUGGACGUUCACGCUCGGCCUCUGCUCUCAGCUUCUGCGUGUUCGUGUUGCAUUUGUAGCCAAAGAAAACUGUCUAACUUGUUUACUUUUUGUAGACUGUAUUCAGAAAGUGCACAUGUAACUUUGUGUUUGUGGAAAAAUUGUUAUUAAAUUACAUUUUAAACA
Messenger RNA from Pelmatolapia mariae (spotted tilapia), 2890 nucleotides. RefSeq names its product Bardet-Biedl syndrome 2 (gene bbs2). The transcript has 18 exons. NCBI's taxonomy places the organism in Eukaryota, Metazoa, Chordata, Actinopteri, Cichliformes, Cichlidae. Gene Ontology annotation, molecular function: protein binding. Bases 126 to 2264 code for a protein of 712 amino acids. The record is from RefSeq and is a predicted model, not a curated record. Gene Ontology annotation, biological process: non-motile cilium assembly. Gene Ontology annotation, cellular component: membrane; motile cilium; BBSome.